AUGCGAAUUAGCACCAAGAGUGAGUACUAUCUGAUGCCGCCACUGUUCCACCUGGACCCCUAUGACUCCUGCAUCCAUCGGCCAGGAGGUGUCUACUGCUCUGUGGACAUCGACCUGGUCUCCGAUGAACCCAGUGAACUAUACUCUUAUAUCCAAGAAUAUUCUGCCGACACCAAAGUACAUUUCAAUCAUACGCAAUUAAAAUACGGCAUAUGCCUUACACAGACUUGUAGAGAAUUUUAUAAAGAAAAUACAUCAGGGGACCUAAAUAUAGUCCUUGAGGCAUGCUUGAACAAUACCCUUUGGAGAGACUACAAAUUAAAAGCUAGAGUAUCAAAUAAUGUCACAUGUAACAAAUUAGAUGAAAGUAUUCAAUUUGAUACGAGUGAUAUUAUAUUAGGUGUAGUAAUUGCGAUAUUAUUGAUACUGAACCUAAUCGGAAGCUUCGUAGCGUUCCAUAACGACGCUAAGGUCAAAUACAAAGGAUUCUUCGCGUGUUUCUCAAUAUCUCAUAACUGGCAGAAGCUGGUGGCGCCAGCCGGGGCGGGGCCCGAGCCGAGGCUCACCCGGCUGAAGGGAUUCUGCGGAUUCAGGGCUGUGACUAUGGCGCUAGUGAUCAUGACUCAUUCCAUGAUGCCCUUUGUGAAGGAUAUCGACAACCCGAUAUAUGUUGAGCAGAACUACAAGAACCCGCUGUUCCUGAUGUUCCUCAACGGUACGCUGGUGGUGCAGACGUUCUUUGUGAUGUCGGGCUUCCUGCUGGCGUACAACCUGCAGAUAUACAAAGAGACACACCGCGUCAGCUGGUCCCUGCUGCCUCAGAGUGCGCUCAACAGGUGGCUGAGAUUAAUACCUGUGUACGCUUUGGUGCUGGGUCUCACAGCAACAUGGCUGAGGCAUGCCGGCCACGGCCCGCUGUGGGAGUCGACGGCGGGAACGGAGAGCGCCGACUGCCGCAGCAACUGGUACCUCAACCUGCUGCUUGUCAGCAACUACUUCGACCACACGCACUGUAUGGUACAGACCUGGUAUGUGGCAGCGGAUUACCAGCUCCACCUGUUAGGGCUGGCGGUGUGCAUUACGAGGGGCCGCGCGCGGAGGGCCCUUUUGGUUCUACUGUUGAUAGUUGGUGUGCUGGCACCCGCUGUGCACACGUAUUUCCAGGAUUUGGACGCCGUCGUCAUGCUAUCACCCGAACGUGUACGCUACCUGUUCCAAGCUGACCCGACGUUUAACCACGCGUACAAGCGCGGCCACACCAACAUUGCCUCCUUCGUCAUCGGCAUGGUGGUAGGACUGGCCAUCUACCGUUGGCAGAAGACUGACUACAAGUUUCCAAGAAUUCUGAAACAGCAGUACAUCUACUGGGCCAUAUUUCCAGCUGGUGUCGCUCUGCUGAUGCUCGGCAGCAUCUUCUACCUGGACGGGCCGCGGUUGUCCAUCUACCUGCGCACCCCCUUCGCGGCGCUGGCGCGGCCUCUCUUCGGAGGGCUCAUCGGCUUUUAUAUCAUUGCUCUGGUGUUUAAAUUCGAAAAUGUAUACCGCCGCAUCCUGGAGUGGCGCGGCUGGGCGGUCCCGUCCCGGCUCACCUACAGCGCGUACAUCCUUCACAUGUCCAUCAUUAACCUUAUCAACAGCAGCCGGACGACGCUCGUACACGCCACCUUGUUCCUUGUGUUCGAGAUCCUAGUAAGCAACAUCAUCAUAUCAUUCGUGUUGGCGCUCCCACUGCACCUGCUGGUGGAGGCCCCGCUGGUGCAGGUCGUCAAGCUGGUCCUGUCUGGGCCUAGGAAGACUCCACCCAUAGACAAGCUCAAAAUCAACCAGGAGAAUCUUGUCAAAAAUGAAUUUACUGCUGUAUAGCCCGUGUUUUUAACAUAAACACAGAUUAAGGAAUAAUACUACGUGCAUAAGUCAAAAGUACAAUCAUAGAUGAACUAUGUAAGUACCCACACCUCGCCGAGCUUUCUGUUAGAUGAUGACCAGAUAAUGGUCGAGCCAACUUUGUCAGUGAAAACUGAAUUUAAGAUAAAUGAAUAACUCAUAAGUGCAAGUUGAAAAGAUGCUUCUAUGCUGUUCUGGGAGCAAAUAAAAAACAUAGAACACGUUCAGCUGCUUGUCUUCCCGGGCAUGUCGUAAAAUCCGACAGAGGGAUUGUGUCCUCUAACAUGGACUAAUGUUGUGGGUGAUAGGCUGAUCCCUUAUCACCAUAAGGUUCAUCAUAUCCAACUUACGACAUCGUAUCAACAGUGGCUGCAAGUUGUCUUUGAUUACUUGUGGCUCUGCUCACCCCAUUAGGGAUUACGGGCGUGAGUUUAUAUAUGUAUGUAUCAGGUGCAAAUCCGGUAAAGGGGUUCGAACCGGUGUCAAGCCGGUAUUACUACAGGAACACAGUGACUUCGUUGGGUUUUUCCCAAGGUUUUUUUUAUACUGGGCUCGCGUUAGAUAGGCUCACACGUCGCAAAUUUUAGCGAUGGACCGCGCGCGGCGUCAAUGCUACUUUGCCAUCCUCUUCACAGCCAAUCGCGUCGGUGUUAGUCAUUAUGGGUAAUGAUGUUUUAUAGAAUUGAUCUCCUAGAAAUUACGUUCCUAGUAGCUUCCUUUUCAAAACCGCACCGCAUAUUGGUAAUGACGAUUAGAGGCUUUCGUAUGGUCCUGUGAAAUACGCUCAACAAGUUAAUUUCUAUUCACUCAAGGUUGAACUUCAAUCCACCUUAUUAAUAACAAUACGAAGACUAAUACUAGGUUUAAAAUAUAGUCCGCGUCGCGUGUAGCAGAGAUAUUGCAUAAAAUACGUGGAUUUAUUCACGGCGGCGCUUUCUAUAAUUUAAACCUGGUAUUAUGUUAAAACUCUUCGCUUUGUAAUAAGGCAAAAUAUAUUUUUGGAAACACAGACUGCAGAAGAGAAUAGGAAUAUGGUAUAAUUAUAAGGGUAUUAUAGUUAAGUUAUACAAAUAAACACCACAUAAUUAUAUAAACAUUUGUAAAUAUUUUUUUUUAUUAAGAACCUUAAUUUUAUUACCUACUUAUAUUAUUUAUCUAAACAUAUUUGUUACAAUGUCAGUCAUUCAUGAAAUAACAAUAAAAUAUAUUUUAUGUUAUC
Pectinophora gossypiella (pink bollworm) is the source of this 3103-nucleotide messenger RNA. Its product is annotated as O-acyltransferase like protein-like. The transcript has 14 exons. Gene Ontology annotation, molecular function: acyltransferase activity, transferring groups other than amino-acyl groups. The record is from RefSeq and is a predicted model, not a curated record. Lineage: Eukaryota; Metazoa; Arthropoda; Insecta; Lepidoptera; Gelechiidae. Bases 1 to 1863 code for a protein of 620 amino acids.